Molecule: messenger RNA, 8666 nt
Organism: Dromaius novaehollandiae (emu)
Lineage: Eukaryota; Metazoa; Chordata; Aves; Casuariiformes; Dromaiidae
Gene: SCN8A
Product: sodium voltage-gated channel alpha subunit 8
Exons: 24
Coding region: 235-5565 (1776 amino acids)
Biological process (GO): neuronal action potential; membrane depolarization during action potential; sodium ion transmembrane transport
Cellular component (GO): voltage-gated sodium channel complex; plasma membrane; axon
Molecular function (GO): voltage-gated sodium channel activity; protein binding
Source: RefSeq, a predicted model, not a curated record
CAAACAGUGACCUUGAGGCGGGGAAGAAUUUGCCUUUCAUCUACGGGGACAUCCCAAAAGGCCUGGUUGCUGUACCACUGGAGGACUUUGACCCUUAUUAUAUGACCCAGAAAGUAUACAUUCACUGGUAUUUAUACAUUUGAAUCACUUGUGAAAAUUAUUGCAAGAGGUUUCUGUAUAGAUGGCUUUACUUUCCUACGCGAUCCAUGGAACUGGCUAGAUUUCAGUGUGAUCAUGAUGGCAUAUGUCACAGAGUUUGUGGACCUUGGGAAUGUCUCAGCAUUGAGAACUUUCAGAGUUCUCCGAGCUUUGAAAACUAUCUCUGUUAUUCCAGGCCUGAAGACCAUUGUGGGAGCCCUAAUUCAGUCGGUGAAGAAGCUGUCAGAUGUAAUGAUCUUGACAGUGUUUUGUCUCAGUGUCUUUGCUCUGAUCGGGUUGCAGCUGUUUAUGGGCAAUUUGAGGAACAAGUGUGUGAUAUGGCCAAUUAAUGUGAACGAGACGUUCCUGGACAACGGCUCUAGGGGCUUUGACUGGGAGGAAUACACCAACAAUAUCUCAAAUUUUUACAUAAUUCCUGGGGCCCCUGAUCCCUUGCUCUGUGGUAACAGCUCAGAUGCAGGCCAGUGUCCGGAGGGUUACACGUGCAUGAAAGCAGGCCGGAACCCCAACUAUGGUUACACGAGCUUUGAUACGUUCAGCUGGGCUUUUCUGGCUUUAUUUCGCCUUAUGACUCAGGACUUUUGGGAAAACUUGUAUCAAUUAACCUUACGAGCAGCAGGAAAAACCUACAUGAUCUUCUUUGUCUUGGUGAUCUUUGUGGGCUCGUUCUAUCUGGUUAAUCUAAUUUUGGCUGUGGUGGCUAUGGCUUAUGAAGAGCAGAACCAGGCCACAUUGGAGGAGGCAGAGCAGAAAGAGGCAGAAUUUAAGGCCAUGUUAGAACAAUUGAAAAAGCAGCAGGAGGAAGCACAGGCUGCUGCCAUGGUCACUUCGGCAGGGACGGUCUCUGAAGAUGCUGUGGAAGAUGACGGUGGGGGGAGGGUGUCUCGGAGCUCUUCGGAGAUUUCCAAACUCAGUUCCAAGAGUGCUAAGGAGCGCCGAAAUAGGAGGAAAAAACGAAAGGACAAAGAACUGUCAGAAGGAGAGGAGAAGGGUGACAACGAGAAGGUGUUCAAGUCAGAAUCAGAAGAUGGCAUGAGGAGGAAAGCGUUCAGGCUACCAGACAACAGGCUAGGAAGGAAAUUUUCCAUCAUGAACCAGUCUCUUCUCAGUAUCCCAGGCUCCCCUUUUCUCUCCCGACACAAUAGCAAAAGCAGCAUCUUCAGCUACAAAGGGCGCUUUCGUGACCCGGGCUCAGAGAACGAGUUUGCUGAUGACGAGCACAGCACGGUAGAGGAAAGCGAAGGCAGGCGAGACUCCCUCUUCAUCCCUAUCCGUGGCCGUGACCGAAGAAGCAGCUACAGCGGCUACAGCGGCUACAGCCAAGGCAGCCGGUCCUCGCGCAUUUUCCCCAACCUCCGCCGCAACGUGAAGAGGAACAGCACGGUGGACUGUAACGGCGUGGUGUCCCUCAUUGGUGGCCCGCCUUCCAGCAUGCCUGGCGGACGCCUUCUGCCUGAGGGCACUACUGAAAUCGAAAUUAAGAAGAAGCCUGGUGGCUCUCUGUUGGUCUCAGUGGAUCAGAUGAAUGCGUCCUAUGGAAGGAAGGAUCGAACCAACAGUGUCAUGACGGUUUUGACGAAUACCCUUGUUGAGGAGCUGGAAGAGUCCCAGAGGAAGUGUCCCCCUUGCUGGUACAAAUUUGCCAACACAUUCUUGAUUUGGGAAUGCCACCCUUACUGGAUCAAGCUGAAGGAGAUAGUGAACUUAAUUGUCAUGGAUCCUUUUGUUGACCUGGCCAUCACCAUCUGUAUUGUGCUGAACACUUUAUUCAUGGCAAUGGAGCACCAUCCUAUGACCCCAGAGUUUGAACAUGUGCUCUCCGUCGGAAAUCUGGUUUUCACUGGCAUUUUCACAGCAGAAAUGUUCCUGAAGCUUAUAGCCAUGGAUCCCUACUAUUAUUUCCAAGAAGGCUGGAACAUCUUUGAUGGAUUUAUUGUCUCCCUCAGUUUAAUGGAACUGAGUCUAGCAGAUGUGGAAGGACUUUCAGUGCUGCGAUCUUUCCGAUUGCUGAGAGUCUUCAAACUAGCCAAGUCCUGGCCCACUCUGAACAUGCUGAUAAAAAUCAUCGGUAACUCAGUGGGCGCUUUGGGGAACUUGACCUUGGUGCUAGCCAUCAUCGUGUUCAUCUUUGCUGUGGUGGGCAUGCAGCUCUUCGGCAAAAGCUACAAGGAGUGUGUCUGCAAGAUCAAUCCGGAGUGUGAGCUACCCCGCUGGCACAUGCACGAUUUCUUCCACUCCUUCCUUAUUGUCUUCCGUGUGUUGUGUGGGGAAUGGAUUGAGACCAUGUGGGAUUGUAUGGAAGUGGCAGGACAGGCCAUGUGCUUGAUUGUCUUCAUGAUGGUCAUGGUCAUCGGAAAUUUAGUGGUGCUGAACCUGUUCUUGGCCUUGCUACUGAGCUCCUUCAGCGCUGACAACUUAGCAGCAACAGAUGAUGAUGGGGAGAUGAACAACCUGCAGAUCUCUGUUAUUCGCAUCAAGAAGGGCAUUGCUUGGAUCAAGGCAAAAGUGCGUGAGUUCAUGCAGGCUCAUUUCAAGCAGAGAGAGGCAGACGAGGUCAAACCCUUGGAUGAACUGUACGAUAAGAAGGUGAACUGCAUUGCUAACCAUACAGGGGCUGACAUCAACAGAGACAUCGAUUAUCAGAAGAAUGGCAAUGGCACAACCAGUGGAAUUGGGAGCAGCGUGGAGAAAUACAUAAUAGAUGAAGAUCAUAUGUCCUUCAUCAAUAACCCCAAUCUCACUGUCCGGGUACCUAUUGCUGUAGGUGAAUCAGAUUUUGAAAAUCUCAACACAGAAGAUUUCAGCAGCGACACGGAUCCCGAUGGCAGCAAAGAGAAACUUGAUGAUACCAGCUCCUCUGAAGGUAGCACCAUUGAUAUAAAGCCCGAAGUGGAAGAAGUCCCCGUGGAGGCACCAGAGGAGUAUCUGGACCCAGAUGCUUGCUUCACAGAAGGUUGCAUGCAGCGCUUUAAGUGCUGUCAGGUCAAUAUUGAGGAAGGGCUGGGAAAGUCUUGGUGGACCUUGAGGAAGACUUGCUUUCUCAUUGUGGAACAUAACUGGUUUGAGACUUUCAUCAUCUUUAUGAUCCUACUGAGCAGUGGUGCUUUGGCUUUUGAGGAUAUUUACAUAGAACAGAGAAAAACCAUCCGGACCAUCCUGGAGUAUGCAGACAAGGUCUUCACUUACAUUUUUAUCCUGGAGAUGUUGCUGAAAUGGUGUGCUUAUGGAUUCGUCAAGUUCUUCACCAACGCCUGGUGCUGGCUGGAUUUCCUCAUUGUGGCUGUCUCUUUAGUCAGCCUUAUAGCUAAUGCCCUGGGCUACUCGGAACUAGGUGCCAUAAAGUCCCUUAGGACACUAAGAGCUUUGAGGCCUUUAAGAGCGUUGUCCCGAUUUGAGGGGAUGAGGGUGGUUGUCAACGCCUUGGUUGGCGCUAUCCCUUCCAUUAUGAAUGUGUUGUUGGUCUGCCUUAUCUUCUGGCUGAUUUUCAGCAUUAUGGGGGUUAACCUGUUUGCCGGGAAAUAUCAUUACUGCUUUAAUGAAACAGCUGAGGAGCGCUUUGAAAUAGAUAUUGUUAACAACAAGACCGACUGCGAAGCACUGAUGCCGCCCAACUCCACUGAGAUUCGAUGGAAGAACGUGAAAAUUAAUUUUGACAACGUUGGGGCAGGAUAUCUGGCUCUUCUGCAAGUUGCGACUUUCAAGGGCUGGAUGGACAUCAUGUAUGCGGCGGUAGAUUCCAGAAAGCAAGAAGAGCAACCCAAGUAUGAGGACAACAUUUACAUGUACAUAUAUUUUGUAAUCUUCAUCAUCUUUGGCUCCUUUUUCACCCUGAACUUGUUCAUUGGUGUCAUCAUUGACAACUUCAAUCAACAAAAGAAAAAGUUUGGAGGUCAAGAUAUUUUCAUGACAGAAGAACAAAAGAAGUACUAUAAUGCCAUGAAAAAGCUGGGCUCGAAGAAGCCUCAAAAACCUAUUCCCCGACCUCUGAACCGCAUUCAAGGAGCUGUCUUUGACUUUGUUACUCAGCAAGCAUUUGAUAUAGUCAUCAUGAUGCUCAUCUGCCUCAACAUGGUGACCAUGAUGGUGGAGACAGACACACAAAGCAAGCAGAUGGAGAACAUCCUCUACUGGAUCAACCUGGUGUUUGUCAUCUUCUUCACCUGCGAGUGCGUGCUGAAGAUGUUCGCCUUGCGGCACUAUUAUUUCACCAUUGGGUGGAACAUUUUUGACUUUGUGGUCGUGAUUCUGUCCAUUGUGGGUAUGUUCCUGGCUGAAAUCAUUGAGAAGUAUUUUGUGUCGCCCACUCUCUUCCGAGUCAUCCGACUGGCUCGCAUUGGACGUAUCCUGCGUUUGAUCAAAGGAGCCAAAGGAAUCCGCACCUUGCUUUUUGCCUUAAUGAUGUCUUUGCCUGCCUUGUUCAACAUUGGCCUCUUGCUGUUCUUGGUCAUGUUCAUCUUCUCCAUCUUUGGCAUGUCAAACUUUGCCUACGUCAAGCAUGAGGCUGGCAUAGAUGAUAUGUUCAAUUUUGAGACCUUUGGAAACAGCAUGAUCUGCUUGUUCCAGAUCACCACGUCGGCUGGUUGGGAUGGCCUGCUGCUGCCGAUCCUAAACCGGCCGCCAGACUGCAACCUAGACAAGGAGCACCCUGGGAGUGGUUUUAAGGGUGAUUGUGGGAACCCUUCGGUGGGGAUAUUUUUCUUUGUGAGUUAUAUCAUCAUCUCCUUCCUGAUUGUGGUGAACAUGUACAUUGCCAUCAUCCUGGAGAACUUCAGCGUGGCCACCGAGGAGAGCGCUGAUCCACUCAGCGAGGAUGACUUUGAAACCUUCUAUGAGAUCUGGGAGAAGUUCGACCCCGACGCCACGCAGUUCAUUGAGUACUGCAAGCUAGCAGACUUUGCUGAUGCUUUGGAACAUCCUCUCCGUGUCCCCAAACCUAACACCAUUGAACUCAUUGCCAUGGACUUGCCUAUGGUAAGCGGAGACAGGAUUCACUGUUUAGACAUCCUGUUUGCCUUCACCAAACGUGUCCUGGGGGACAGCGGAGAGCUGGACAUCCUGAGACAACAGAUGGAGGAAAGAUUUGUGGCAUCCAACCCUUCCAAAGUGUCUUAUGAGCCCAUCACGACUACGCUGAGGCGUAAGCAGGAAGAGGUUUCAGCGGUGGUUAUCCAGAGGGCUUACAGGGCUCGUUUAGCAAGGCGGGGUUUUAUUAGUCGAAAGCCUGUCUCCACCAAAUUGGAAAACGGAGGAGCAAACAGGGAGAAAAAAGAAGGCACCCCCUCCACAGCAUCUCUCCCAUCAUAUGACAGUGUUACUAAACCCGAGAAGGAAAAACAGCAACGGGCGGAGGAAGGAAGACGAGAAAGAGUGAAAAGACCAAAAGAUGUCAGGGAAUCCAAGUGUUGAGACAAAAUAAUAAAAUUGUACAAAUUAAAAAAAAUUUGCAAGUGAAAAGAUUGUUUACAAACUUCAUGAAAUAUAUCAAUACAGAACAGCUGUGGAGACACUUACCUGAAGAUCUUAUACCAAACAUAGUCUGCUUACUGUGUGACAGCGUUGCAUCUAAAGCAGUGACCUACCACCUGUUUAAAGGACCCUUGUAAACAAACAUUUAAAAACAAAAAAGGAAAAAAAAAAAGGAUUUUCUAUUGUUUGGGCAGGUGGAUACUGCAUGUUCCACAUCAGUCAAUGCAACUUAGGACAAACAAGCAAAAUAAAACACACACACACAGAAACAAAACCUGCUGCUGGGAUUCAUAUAUUUUUCCAAAGCAGCCAAAAAUGGAUUUUAUUUUCCCAUUUUGUUGAUUAUUGAAAGAAAACCCAGAAGUCACAAUGUUAAAGGGUUUGUUCAUGCAAAACUAGAUUUGCAUUUAGUUAAGCAGCAAAAAAAAGAAAAAAGAAAAAAAAGAAAAAUGUGAAAAUAAGUAAAACAACAAAAAAAAAGAAACAAACCACCCAUUUAGCCCAUGUCAUUUAAUUGUCAUAGUUUAUUUGGUAUUUAUUAUCUGCAUUCUACUUUCUACAUGGGCUUUACUUGGUUUGGGAGAUGGGGUAAUCGGGUACCUUCAGCCUGGAGCCAGCUCGGGCUGAUUCCCCCCAAAAAGUGCUCGUUCAAUGCAUAGAAACGAUUUGCAUGAUGGCAUGCCGUGACCGGGAACCAUGCAUGAGGAACCAUUAAACCACCAGACACUCGAUAAUCUGUCCACAGCAGUGUGUUAAGCCAUAAAUUCGAGGCACUCCACUGACUACCGUCCACUGUAUUUGGAGAUAAACCUUAAGGCUGAUCAUGCCCUUCACCGGUACUUACCCGUUCUUAGCAAUCUUUUGUAGACCCGCCAGUAGGAAAAAAAACAAAGAAAAAAUGAAACAAGCAGAUGAAAUAAUUGUGUGUGUGUAUGUUUAACAACGUGUCUUUCCCCCCACCACCCCCCCGUACAGCCAUCCUUUGCACACUGAACAACACCAAAACGAAACGCUGCUCUGGCCCUCGCCCAAGGGGAGAGGAAAAACUUGAGGAUGGCUCCGUACACUGCGUCACUGUCAACCCAAGUCCAGCAGUAAAUCCAUUUCUGUCCUGUAAUAUUUAUCACUAAUUAUUACUCCGCCACCAUCCUGCAGCCUAGACACUUUAUUAUUGUUGUCAUUUUUUUUUCCCCAAGGAGAUAAGUGCUAAGGGAAGGAGCAUGUUAUCUCUGCAGGGACAAUUUGGGGAUGUCCCUGGGGUGACCCCAGUCGCAGGGCCGGGGACAGGGGCCGCUACGCACUUUUUAUCCGCUCGCACUUUGAGGCCGCAUGGGUUUUUCUUUCCUCCUUGCUUCUGUAGCCACAAAAUUGGUUUUUUUCCUCCUUUUCUCUUUAAAGUGCAGCGCGGCGCCGGGAGCCUUUGCUUUCGUCCCGCGGGCGCUGAGCGGAGCGGCCGCCCGGGGCUCCCGCCGCUGCGACCCUCCCGCGGGAGCACCGCCGUCCGCGCCGCGCUGCUCCGAUCGGGGCGGUUGUGCCCCGAAUUAGGGGUACCCAGGGCGGGGGGGGGACACACACCUACCCAAGACCACCGCUGCUUUAGCCGGCGGAGCAGCUCGGUUUGCACCGUCUCGCAGCCCGCUGCUCCUGGGGAGGGGGUGCAGCAAAGAAGAAAAGCGACAUCCAUAUGUACAGGCUCCAUCGUAAACAGCACAAAACCGGAACAAAAAGAGCUGAGGAGUGUGGUUGAACUUUUUAAGAGAAUAUUAUAAAUACUGUAAUAUAUCAUUUUAUUUUAUCGGCAUGCCUUUUUGUAAAUACAAAGGACUACAAAAAAUAAUAGAAUGGCUUCUGGCUUAUGCCAUUGUCCAUGUUUAUUUUUAUUUUUUUAAAUCUUUUUCCUUUGACUUUAGAUAGCCAGUAAACGUCCCCCCCCAAGGAAAACAAAACCCUACCCCCAAACUCAAUAAUAAUAAUAAGAAAGCUUUACUGCAAAUUAUCUUUGCAACAGCAAAAGUAUAUAUUUUUGGGUUCCAGUGUGCAAUAAGUUGACCACUUCUAUGCAAGAUUUGGCUAAACUUCAUAAUUGUUCUUACGCUGGGCUCUUGGCUCGUACGCGACGCUUGGUACCUUUAGCGCUCAUGCUGGCACUUCCAUUAAGCUGCUCGAUCACUUUAAAAAAGAAAAGUCCCUUCAAACUAUGUAUAUAUAUUUAUUUUUUUAACAUUAGAUCUGUAUUAAACGCGAGAGGCCGGUGGUGGCGUCAAUCGGUAUUGCUGAAAAACAGCAGGAAUGAACAGUUUCUCCAACGUCCCUUGCCCGAGUCGGUCCUUCUGCUCAGAGAAGGGGUCCCGGAUGGUUUCUGUUUCCUUUGUUUUUAACCGCUUAGUUUCCUCCUCGCAGCAGCAGUUUCCAUCGGCCACAGCUCACGGGUGCUGCAGACACCGGACCUGCGGUUCCGUGCAUCUUCACCAGGUGAAGCCAGGACAGGAGGGAAACGGGGGGCGACAAGCGCGGAGGACGUCCGUGUCCCGCCGCGGCACGCGCGCAGACCUCGCGCUCCGCAUCGGGGUUGUGGGAAGGCGGCGAGCGCGGGGUCCGUCGGAGCAGGGAGCCAAAACCUCCAGACCGCGACGUGCGGCCCCCCCCCCCAAAAUAACCUCCCUUUUCUAGUAAUUCGUUACCGCGUUCUUAAAAGAGCAGAGGGGAAAGCAAAAAAAAAAAAAGAGACCUACCAAUCCAAGCCGCUUUGUUCACUUUUCCUGUUCACCUUUUUUUAAAAUAUAGAAGCCAAUGUUGAACAAGAAAAAAAAAAUAAAAUAAAACCGUGAUAUGACAUAGAGGCCACACCCGAGUUUGGAUUAUUUGAUUUUCCGCCGCAAAAAAACCAAAUGUUAAAGCUGUAAAAGAUCAAUAGUGAAGAUUAGUGUAUUAGAAAUUGCAUGGUGGCUCAUAAUGAUCUUACCCAACAUGGUUAAAGAAUUACGUUGCUAUAAGCCAAAAGAAAAUAAAAUAAACGUUACCCUUUUCACUGUACGAGGUAA